GUGGACAAUGCGCACACUACUCAACCUUACCUUCCAAUGGGCUGCGGCAACUACUCCGGCUUCGGUGACGGAGGCGCAUGGGACAGCGAGGGUGUCGGUGACAACACCCCCCUCGAGGUUCUCCACCCCUACGAGGCCAUCGCCACCGCCCGGAUUGGUUGCCACCUUCCAGUAAGGAUUGAAGUGAAGGGAUCAGCCAGGGGAUGUGCGACUGAUGGAAGGAACUUCUGACUUAUAAGUCUACUCGCCUUGUCCUUGUAAUACAUCGCAUGCUUCGGAA
Molecule: messenger RNA, 280 nt
Organism: Guillardia theta CCMP2712
Lineage: Eukaryota; Cryptophyceae; Pyrenomonadales; Geminigeraceae
Exons: 3
Coding region: 8-175 (55 amino acids)
Source: RefSeq, a predicted model, not a curated record